Neoarius graeffei (lesser salmon catfish) is the source of this 2271-nucleotide messenger RNA. RefSeq names its product ring finger protein 34a (gene rnf34a). The transcript is spliced from 8 exons. Gene Ontology annotation, biological process: proteasome-mediated ubiquitin-dependent protein catabolic process; protein K48-linked ubiquitination; negative regulation of extrinsic apoptotic signaling pathway via death domain receptors. NCBI's taxonomy places the organism in Eukaryota, Metazoa, Chordata, Actinopteri, Siluriformes, Ariidae. The record is from RefSeq and is a predicted model, not a curated record. Bases 729 to 1841 code for a protein of 370 amino acids. Gene Ontology annotation, molecular function: ubiquitin protein ligase activity. Gene Ontology annotation, cellular component: plasma membrane; cytoplasm.
GCAAAGUGAGACUCAGAUGGAGGCAAAGUGAGACUCAGAUGGAGGUAAAGUGAGACUCAGAUGGAGGUAAAGUGAGACUCAGAUGGAGGCAAAGUGAGACUCAGAUGGAGGUAAAAUGAGACUCAGAUGGAGGCAAAGUGAGACUCAGAUGGAGGCAAAGUGAGACUCAGAUGGAGGCAAAGUGAGACUCAGAUGGAGGCAAAGUGAGACUCAGAUGGAGGUAAAAUGAGACUCAGAUGGAGGCAAAGUGAGACUCAGAUGGAGGCAAAGUGAGACUCAGAUGGAGGCAAAGUGAGACUCAGAUGGAGGCAAAGUGAGACUCAGAUGGAGGUAAAGUGAGACUCAGAUGGAGGCAAAGUGACUCAGAUGGAGGUAAAGUGAGACUCAGAUGGAGGCAAAGUGUGACUCAGAUGGAGGCAAAGUGACUCAGAUGGAGGUAAAGUGAGACUCCGAUGGAGGCAAAGUGUGACUCAGAUGGAGGCAAAGUGACUCAGAUGGAGGCAAAGUGAGACUCAGAUGGAGGCAAAGUGUGACUCAGAUGGAGGCAAAGUGACUCAGAUGGAGGUAAAGUGAGACUCAGAUGGAGGCAAAGUGUGACUUAGAUGGAGGCAAAGUGACUCAGAUGGAGGCAAAGUGUGACUCAGAUGGAGGCAAAGUGUGACUCAGAUGGAGGCAAAGUGUGACUCAGAUGGAGGCAAAGUGACUCAGAUGGAGGCAAAGUGACUCAGAUGGAGGCAGGAGCCUCGUGUGUGUGGGAAUCGUGUUGUGGUCUGCUGAACGAGGUGAUGGGGGCGGGGGCAGUGAGAGGACAGCAGCCCGGAUUCGGAGGAGCCGGUCCAUUCCGCUUCGCUCCGUCUGCUGGAUAUUCCACACACACACACCCUCGCACUCACAGACAGACUCAUACACACACUCACACACAUUCUCAGAGUCACACUCGCACAGCCCCUCACUCACACACACUCAGCUGUCAGUCAUGCAGGGAGAGCUUCUCCAUCUUCAGGAGGAGGUAUGUGUGUUGUGAGUGUAGGCGGAGUUUCUGCUCAGUGUGUUCGGUUCUGCAGGAGAACCUGAGGAUCUGCUGCACGUGUAAUCUGCUGAAGGGGACGGCGUUCCAGAGGCCACGCCUCAUGAAACUGCGUGUUAAAGACUUGCGACGCUACUUAACAUUGCACAACAUCAACACCGACACCUGCAGAGAAAAAGAGGACUUGGUGAAUUUAGUGCUGUUUCACCAAGGGGUGGAGAGUGAGGACGAGUCGGACACGCCCACCUUCCCACUGAACACCCCAGCCAACAUAGACUCCGCCUCCAUACUCUCAUCUGCUCAGGAAGAGCCAAUCAGCAGGGACGGUGGUUCAGGAUCCACCAGUGAGCAGCUCGUUGACUCGGCGUCUCUUUUCACCUUUGAACCCACAGAACAAACCCCAGAGGCAGUGCGGAGGGCGGGGCGAGCGUCUCUCUCUGACCUGUCGUGCGUGGACGACGUGGAGCAGCUCACGGUGCGUCAGCUGAAGGAAAUCCUGGCUCGGAAUUUCGUCAACUUUUCUGGCUGCUGUGAGAAGUGGGAGCUGGUGGAGAGAGUGAGGAGACUGUACACUGAGAACCAGGACAACCGCAAGUCCAUGGAGGAUGUGAGCCGCGCCAUCAGCACAGACAGUGGGAGCGCUCGGCUGGCAGCGGAUGAGAAUCUGUGUCGUAUCUGCAUGGACGCAGUAAUCGACUGCGUGCUGUUGGAGUGUGGUCACAUGGUCACGUGUACGAAGUGCGGGAAACGCAUGAGCGAGUGUCCCAUCUGCAGGCAGUACGUCAUCCGCGCCGUGCACGUCUUCAGGUCCUGACGUCUCUCUCUCACACACGAUAUGCAAACAUUCCACAGGAGACGACGAUGCAGCAUCUCUCUCUCACCUCAGCUGCGGAGUCACAUCAGCUCCUUCACAACUCAGGAUAUAAUGUUCCAAAUGCUCUUCUCAUUCUGUGUGUGUGUGUGUGAUUGGACUUGUGAUCAGUGAUGUAAGGGGUUGAUGGAAUGGAGCCGACGCCGAACCCUCAUGGUAAUAAACAGAGGUUGAUGAACCUCAUGUUCACCUGGAACACCAGAGCAGUGUGUGUGUGUGUGUGUGUGUGUGUGCGCGUUUAACUCAGAUGUGUUUAUUUUCUUGUAAAAAAAAAAAAGAUUUUAUUUAAUCCAUAAUGAACUAAAAUGACAUGUAACUUCUUACUCAGCCUUGUGAUAAAAUAAUUAAAAGAAUAAAAAACGGGAAAAGUUAA